Brachypodium distachyon (stiff brome) is the source of this 2843-nucleotide messenger RNA. RefSeq names its product trimethylguanosine synthase. Gene Ontology annotation, biological process: 7-methylguanosine RNA capping; 7-methylguanosine cap hypermethylation. Gene Ontology annotation, molecular function: RNA cap trimethylguanosine synthase activity; protein binding. The transcript is spliced from 12 exons. Bases 483 to 2411 code for a protein of 642 amino acids. NCBI's taxonomy places the organism in Eukaryota, Viridiplantae, Streptophyta, Magnoliopsida, Poales, Poaceae. Gene Ontology annotation, cellular component: nucleus. The record is from RefSeq and is a predicted model, not a curated record.
AUUAGAGUAAUCAUGUUGCAGUUUGCCCAGCCCUCUCGCUCCGCGGAUCUUCUUCCUCCUCGCGCGAGCGCCGCCACUCAUCACGCUGCCGAGUGCCGAGCGCCCGAGCCCUCCCGACCGUUUCUCCUCCCAUCACCCCACGAACGGAUUCCGCCCUUUAGAUCCCCGUUUCAUAAUCUUCCCCAAUUCGUAACAGGCAAAAAUCAAGGUAGGGCGGCCACCCUACCUUGCCCUACUGGGUCCUCCGCCCGUGGCGAUGCCGGCGGCGGCGGAGUCUUCGGCGAUAAGGAAGCUGGGGCAGCUCUUCAAGCUCAGCGAAGUGCACCUUUGUUAUCCGCUGUAGGGAUGAUUCUUAUGUGACUGGCGCCAGCGAGACCCAGGAUUGGUAUGCGGCAGAGACUGGUUGCCCGGGAUCUCAAAUAGCUAAAACCCGGAAUAGGGCAGCCAAGCAGACAGAUGAAGAUCCCUCCUUUGUUGAAGAUAUGGAAUUGGUUAGUCUCAUGGGUUCUUUGGGGCUUCCUGUUUCAUUCAGCACAAGGAAAGAGAAAAAGAACAUAGCCAUCAAGGGAAAGCAUCAAGGAAGACAAGCACCAUGUGAAGAGUUAAAUACUUCAACGGUUGAUGAUGCAAGGACAUGUGAAAAUACUGAAGAACUAGAAGGUGCUCAGGAGUUGAUGGGUUGCAUGGAGCACACUAACUCGGGCAUUUCCUCUAUGACUGCUGUGGGUUACAAUGAAGUCUACCAUGCUGAUGCUGACAAGAUGCUUGGUGAAGACAUGGUUUAUGUUGAGAAAUCUGGCUUUGUCACUGCUUGCUCUGUUGAAAAAAUACCAAGGGAUGAAGCUCACAAUGAGUGUGAACCAAAUGAUAACACGAGCAAUCUAGUAGAAUCAAGCUCUCCUGUUCAAGAAAAUCAAGCUGCAGGGAGUGUCGUGCAAUUGAACAAAGUGAUGCUGGGGCAAAAUUCUGUCACUAAUGAAUCUAUGAUGUCCUGUACCGAUGAUUGUCAGCGAGGAAAAUCAUCUGUAAGGGAAGAUCAAAUAUCUUGGGAAACUCCGUCCGUAUCCCAUGAUAAUGAUGUUGAUUGUGAGGUUUGUCCAUGUCCAGCAGAACCAUCUCCUGUUAAUAAUCAUGUUGAAAAAUCUGCCAGCGACUUCAACUAUGAACAUGGUGAUUGGAAGGUUCUCUGGGAUCAAUUCUACAGUCAGUAUUACUUCUUCAACAUCAUGACACAGGUGUCUACGUGGUAUCCUCCUCAAGGAUUGGAGGAUUUUGCAUCAUAUUGUAGUACAUAUCCAUCUCAAGGCCUGGAUGAACCGAGCUUGCAAUAUACAAGCACAAGUGUGCAAGAACAUAAUAAAAGCAGUACAAAGUGUGACAAAUCAUCUGGACUCGUAUGCUGGGCAGACAACACUAUGGAUAAUUAUAUCUCAGAAGCUGAUCGACAUGUUGUACAAUAUGAAGCUCACAUGAGCUCAUGUGACAAUGGAGGAACAACAUUUGACCAGGCUGGUGUUGGCAGACAUCUGAAUCAUCAGGUACAUGAUCUCUACAGUGAUGCACCCAAUUUAUCAGAUGUUCCUGAUGAAGAGUCAAUGUGUCUGAGUGCGAUAACUACCAUUGAUGAAGCACAACAUGAUGAGAGUGAACAGAAUGGUAGUUUAGUGACUGAAGCAUUAGAAGUGAGCCAGGAAGUUACCACCACCAAAAACAAAAAGAGAGUAAGGAGAUCUCAAUCGUAUCGUUCAUGUCAAGACUUGGCAGACAACAUCUCCACUGACAUCGCUAAGUAUUGGAAUCAACGAUACUCCCUUUUCUCCCUUUUUGAUAGUGGUAUAAAGAUGGAUGAAGAGGGGUGGUUUUCAGUAACGCCGGAGCCCAUCGCAAAGCACCAUGCAUCUCGUGUCAGUGCGGGCAUAGUGAUCGACUGUUUCACAGGAGUUGGCGGGAACACCAUCCAGUUUGCCACAAAGUGCAAGCAUGUUGUUGCCGUUGACAUUGACCCACAAAAGAUUUGUUGUGCACAGCAUAAUGCAACUGUUUAUGGAGUAAAUGACCAUAUAGAUUUUGUUGUAGGCGAUUUUAUUCACAUAUCGCCUCAUCUGAAGGGAGAUACUGCUUUCAUGUCACCUCCUUGGGGUGGACCAGACUAUGCAAAAGUAGAUGUUUAUGAUAUCAAAACUAUGCUUAAGCCUUGUGAUGGGUACCAGCUUUUCAAACUUGCGACAGCAAUUGCUUCAAGAGUAGUCAUGUUUCUUCCUCGCAACAUUGACCUAAACCAAUUGGCGGACAUGUGCCUGUCAGUCGAUCCUCCAUGGUCGGUUGAGGUGGAGAAGAAUUUUCUCAAUGGAAAGCUGAAAGCUAUAACAGCAUACUUCGAAGAACAGGAUCAUGCAGAUGCAUCGAACUGAUUCAAAUCCAAAAAACUAUGUUAAGUGGCAAAUAGCUCAGAUGCAUCUUGAAUCCCGGGUGCCGGUGGGAGGGAAGAUUGCAGAACAUGCCUCUGGGCCUCUGGGUCAGCUACGUUAUUGGUUCCCCAAGUAUUUCAUUUGCCGUGCAACUUGCAAUGUGAAGUAUUUUGCCGAGGACACCAUACCUUGUUUGCAGUAUCAAUUAACCGAUGUUUGUAUUGUCACACUGGGGACCUUUGGGACAGAAGGAUUAUCACAAGGGUAUUGGAUGAUAUCAAUUCCUUUUUUUUUGUUUUUGCAAGGGGAGGAUAUCAAUUCCUUGAAGGCUUUUCCAAUCAGAUUCUACCAAAUGUCCCCGCUAAAUAUGUAUGGUGUUGCUAUGCCCUCGGUUUCAUAUGAUUCUUAGCAAUUGAAAAUUUCUUCUCUCACAAA